Xylona heveae TC161 is the source of this 1584-nucleotide messenger RNA. Its product is annotated as septin. NCBI's taxonomy places the organism in Eukaryota, Fungi, Ascomycota, Xylonomycetes, Xylonales, Xylonaceae. Gene Ontology annotation, molecular function: GTP binding; GTPase activity; molecular adaptor activity. The coding region runs from base 193 to 1353 and encodes 386 amino acids. Gene Ontology annotation, biological process: cytoskeleton-dependent cytokinesis. The record is from RefSeq and is a predicted model, not a curated record. Gene Ontology annotation, cellular component: septin ring; cell division site; microtubule cytoskeleton. The transcript is spliced from 7 exons.
CCACGUCCCGACGCCCGGUAGACGCCAGAACCCAAAAGACAGACGUACAGGCACUCCGCCCCCCCUUUGCCUUUCUGUCUUGGGAUAUUCCCAUCUUCCUCUGCCCUCCUUCCACUCGUUUGUUCUGAAUCCUUUUCUACAUAAUUCUUGCUCUCUAUCAUCCUGUACCAGGUAGAUACGAGCACACUCACAAUGGCUCCGGCUGUCACCGAGUCCGCGUCCCCUAUCGGGAUUGCGAAUCUUCCCAACCAACGGCACAAGAUUGUCGCUAAAAGGGGGGCCGCCUUCACUAUUAUGGUUGCAGGUGAAUCUGGAUUGGGCAAGACUACUUUCAUCAACACGCUCUUUUCCACCACCAUUAAGAACUAUGCCGAUCACAAGCGCCGUCACGCCAAGCAGGUCGACAAGACAGUUGAGAUUGAAAUUACCAAGGCUGAGCUGGAGGAGAAGUUCUUCAAAGUCCGUCUGACUGUUAUUGAUACCCCUGGUUUUGGAGACUAUGUCAACAACCGCGACUCCUGGCAGCCCAUCAUCGAAUUCCUCGAUGACCAGCACGAGUCUUACAUGCUUCAAGAGCAGCAGCCUCGCCGGACGGAAAAGAUCGACCUCCGUGUGCACGCCUGCCUUUACUUCAUUCGCCCAACCGGACACACCCUGAAGCCCCUGGACAUUGAGGUCAUGAAGCGACUGAGCAGCAGAGUCAAUCUGAUCCCCGUCGUCGCAAAGGCUGACACCUUGAGCCCCGCCGACCUUGCAAAGUUCAAGCACAGAAUUCGGGCCGUGAUCGAAGCUCAGGGAAUUAAGAUCUAUCAGCCGCCUCUUGAGGAAGACGAUGACGCAGCGCUUCAGCAUGCACGGAGUCUCGUUGCCGCCAUGCCUUUCGCGGUUAUCGGGUCGGAGAAGGAUGUCAAGAGCGCCGACGGCCGCGUUGUCAAGGGCCGACAGUACGCCUGGGGUGUCGCCGAGGUGGAGAACGAGGACCACUGCGACUUCAAGAAGCUUCGAUCCAUUUUAAUCCGUACGCACAUGCUCGACCUGAUUCACACGACGGAGGAGCAACACUACGAGGCCUACCGUGCCCAGCAGAUGGAGACCCGGAAGUUUGGCGAGGCCCGGCCCCGCAAGCUGGACAACCCCAAGUUCAAGGAGGAGGAAGAGAACCUCCGGAAACGUUUUACGGAGCAAGUCAAGAUCGAGGAGCAGCGAUUCCGACAAUGGGAGCAGAAGCUCAUUGCCGAGAGAGACCGCCUCAACAAGGACCUGGAGACCACUCACGCAGCAAUCAAACAGCUCGAGGGAGAGAUGGAGCAGAUGCAGGGAAGCGCUGUUCGCAGCUAUGGACGUGGCCGUUAAUUCGGUUUGGAGGCUUGCCAGAUCCCUCUGCAAUAAUUGUGAGAUGGCCAUGGUGGCCAAGAUGGUCCGCCUUGAACACCCAUGCUGUGUUGCCAAUAUUUUGGUGCGGCGAAGGUACUUAAUUUGAGAAGGCAUAUUAUUGGUAUCCAGCAAAUCAUUUUUAGCUUUAGCGCUUCUUCUUCGGCCAACGGACAUGCCGUUGAUUUUUCAGAUACCUUGUAGUCACGAUAU